Molecule: messenger RNA, 6184 nt
Organism: Dipodomys spectabilis (banner-tailed kangaroo rat)
Lineage: Eukaryota; Metazoa; Chordata; Mammalia; Rodentia; Heteromyidae
Gene: Plekhh1
Product: pleckstrin homology, MyTH4 and FERM domain containing H1
Exons: 29
Coding region: 90-4181 (1363 amino acids)
Cellular component (GO): cytoskeleton
Source: RefSeq, a predicted model, not a curated record
CGGCGGCGAAGGCGGCGCGCGCGGGGCGCCCUGGGGACCCCCGAAGCUCGCGGAAGAGUUUAGAGCAAUAUCCAGAAGUUGAUUCCAUCAUGGCGGAAGUCCAGGUAGAGACCCGGGCCAGUGUAGACUGGCAGAAACGCUGCCUGACCCUGGAAACACAGCUCUUCCGGUUCCGUCUGCAGGCCAGCAAGAUUAGGGAGCUGCUGGCUGACAAGAUGCAGGAGCUGGAGCAGAGGCUGCUGGAGGCGGAGCAGAGAGCAGAAAAUGCAGAGACCCAGGUGGGUAUGAUGGAAGAGAAGGUAAAAUUGUCCAAUCUAAAGAACGUGGACUCCACAGGCAGCCUGCACUGCAAGUACCAAGAAUUGCUGAAAGCCAUGCAAAGCAAAGAUGAGCUCAUCUGCCAGCUGGAGGCACAGCUGGAGAAACAGAAGCAGAUGAGGGCUGAGGAAGCAAAAAUUGUUCAAGAAAAAGCUGCAAAGAUCAAGGAGUGGGUGACCCUGAAGUUAGCAGAACUGGAGAUGGAGAAUCAGCACCUCAAGAGCUGUAAUCAGCACCUUCUAGAACAGGUGGGAGCACUUCAGCAUGAUCUAGAAGCUCUUCGGAUGGCACCUACGGGGAAGCUGCUAGGGGCCUCUGAAGGAACUGCAGAGCAGGAUUCUGUCCCUUCAGGGCCAGGAGACCAGCCUGUGGGGCAGGACAUUGUUCCCCAGGCCCAGGAUUUAAAGGCAACUGUGUCUGCACCUUCUUCGGGAGCCUUGCAGAACAAGGACCCUUUGUCUGAAACCAGCAGCCCUGAGGAUUCUAGCUCCAGUGUGGCCCAACCUGGGGAAGUAGUAGAAAGCAAGACCCUUCAACUCCAUCUGGGAAGAGAGGCACCUCCCAGCCAGCUGUGCAUGAAGCCUAGCACCCCCAGACAUGGCUCAGCCUUCUGGAGGGAGGUUCUGGUCACUGCUCAAGGAGGGACACUUCCUGGCACCAAGAACUCGGCCAGGGAAGGAGGCCCUGGCAGUAGCCUGACACUGCCAAAGGUUCGGGCUCCUAGCACCCCUCGAGACAGUAUCCAGGUGGCUAAAAGGCACCAUAGCCAGCCCCAGGUGGGCCCUGGACAUUUUGACCAGGUGGUGAGCAUCGAGAUCGGGGCCCUGUCAGCUCUCCACCCUUCUAGGCUUUCCAAGCUGGAGGCCCAAGCUCGGCUCCAGGAAGAACCAGAGAAGAUGGAGAUGGAGGAACCGACUUCAGCAGGGAAGGAGAAAGAAAGAGAGAGCCUGAAGACCACUGGAGCUGAGCUACAAGAAGGGGGGCUGAGGAACAAACCACCCACACCCCCCCUGCAUAGGUUUCCAUCCUGGGAGAGCCGGAUCUACGCAGUGGCCACAUCAGGCAUGCAGCUGUCAGAUGUGUCUCCUCGAAGUAAUGCCACCUGCUGUGCUUCCAGUCCUCCUGCCCUGGCUUCUCCUGGAUCCUUCUCUGGCCUUGUCUACAAGAAUGUCACUGUGCCUGUCUACACAGCACUGAAAGGGAGAGCCACGCAGAUCAGCAGUGUACCCUUUGUGGAUGAGUCCUCUGGGUCUGACGAUGACUGCAGCUCUCAGGCGAGUUUCCGGAUGUCUGUCCCCUGCUCUGAGUGCAAGAAGACCAGCGGACUCGGCAGCCCUCGGGCCAUCAAAAGAGGGGUCUCCAUGUCGUCACUGAGCUCCGAGGGUGACUAUGCCAUUCCCCCUGAUGCCUGCUCCCUGGACAGUGACUACUCAGAGCCCGAGCACAAACUGCAGCGCACCUCAUCGUACUCCACCGAUGGGCUGGGCCUAGGCACGGAGUCACUGGAGAAGUCAGGCUACCUGCUGAAAAUGGGGAGCCGGGUAAAGACGUGGAAGAGGCGCUGGUUUGUCCUGAGACAGGGACAGAUUCUGUACUACAAGUCCCCGAGUGAUGUCAUCAAGAAACCUCAAGGUCAAGUGGAUCUGAAUUCCCAUUGCCAGAUCAUUCGAGGGGAGGGUGCUCAGACUUUCCAGCUCAUCUCUGAAAAGAAAAUCUUCUACUUGACGGCGGAUUCACCCAGCAUGUUGGAAGAAUGGAUCCGGGUUCUCCAGAGCCUGUUGAAGGUUCAGGCCACUGGGCCUGCGGCCCUGCCACAUCGGGGCACUAAGCCCACUGUGAAGGGCUGGCUGACCAAGGUAAAGCAUGGCCACUCUAAACUGGUCUGGUGUGCUCUGGUGGGGAAAACCUUCUACUAUUACCGGAGCCACGAAGACAAGCGACCCCUGGGCCAGCUGCCGGUGCGGGAUGCUCGCAUAGAGGAAGUAGAUCGAUCUUGCGACUCAGACGAGGACUAUGAGGCUGGAGGAACAGGGCGGUUGCUCUCUUCCCACUGCACCCUGGUGAUCCACCCCCCAGAGCACAGCCCCACCUACCUCCUCAUAGGCACCAAGCAGGAAAAGGAAACAUGGCUGUACCACCUCACAGUGGCUGCAGGUGGCAGCAGUGCCAAGGUGGGCACUGUCUAUGAGCAGCUCAUUGGGAAACUGAUGGAUGAUGAGGGAAACCCAGAUUCCCCGCUCUGGAGGCACCCCAUGCUGUGCUAUAGCAGAGAUGGGCUCUGUACCUCCCUCACAACCCUGCCCUCUGAGGCCCUGCAGACGGAAGCCCUCAAGCUCUUCAAGUCCUGCCAGCUCUUCAUCAACGUGCCUGUGGAAGCUGCCUCCGUGGACUACCACGUGUCACUGGCCCAGACAGCGCUACAGGUCUGCCUGGUUCACGCUGAGCUGCAGAGCGAGAUCUACUGCCAGCUCAUGAAGCAGAUCAGCUGCCGCCCACCUCAGAAGUACUCUCUCAUGCAGUGCUGGCAGCUUCUGGCGCUGUGUGCCCCACUCUUCCUGCCUCAGCAUCAUUUCCUCUGGUAUGUCAAACAGCAGCUCCAACGCCACGCAGAUCCCAGAAACGAAACUGGCCAGUAUGCCACCUACUGCCAGCGGGCAGUGGAGCGGACGCUGCAGACCGGGGAGCGGGAGGCCAGGCCAUCGCGCAUGGAGGUGGUGUCCAUCCUGCUGCGGAACCCCUUCCACCACUCGUUGCCCUUCAGCAUCCCUGUGCACUUUGCUAACGGGACUUACCAAGUGGUUGGUUUUGAUGGCUCUUCUACAGUUGAUGAGUUCCUCCAGCGGCUCAACCAGGAGACAGGCAUGAGGAGGUCAUCCCACUCUGGCUUUGCCCUCUUCACAGACGAUCCUUCCGGCAGGGACCUGGAACACUACCUGCAGGGGAGUGUCAAGAUCUGCGAUGCCAUCUCUAAGUGGGAACAGGCCCUGAAGGAGCUACACCCUGGAAAGUCUGAGGGUGGGACACGCGUGGUGAAGCUGAUGUACAAGAACAGGCUGUACUUUCGGAGUCAAAUCAAAGGGGAAACAGAAAGAGAGAGGCUGCUGCUUGCUUCUCAAACCAAUGGAGAGAUUGUAGCAGGGAGAUUUCCAGUGAACAAGGAACUGGCUCUAGAGAUGGCUGCCCUGAUGGCCCAGGUAGAAUAUGGGGACUUUGAGAAGCCUAUCCUGCCAGGUGCCGGGGGCACACCUCCUGCCAAGGUUCAGCAUCUCCUCUCCCAGGUCCUAGACAGGUUCUACCCAAGGCGCUACAGACUUGGGGCUCCCCCUGAACAGCUGAGGCACCUGGCAGAUAUGCUGACCACAAAGUGGGCAGCACUGCAAGGCUGCUCCUCUCCUGAGUGCAUCCGCAUCUACCUGACUGUGGCCCGGAAAUGGCCUUUCUUUGGUGCUAAGCUCUUUGCUGCUCAGCCUGCCCAGCUGUCUUCCAAGGAGAACACUCUGGUGUGGAUUGCUGUGAAUGAGGACAGUGUUAGCAUCCUGGACCACCAUACUAUGCAAGUGCACAUCACUUACCCGUAUUCUUCUGUGACUACCUUCGGCGGCUGCAGGGACGACUUCAUGCUUGUGACUAGAUCUGCACCUGACCAGAGCUCUGGAAAAGGCCACAUUGAGAAGUUGAUCUUUCGGAUGGCUGCUCCCAAGAUUGCAGAAGCCACUUUCAUCAUGGCUAGUUAUAUGAAUCACUGCUCUGCAACUGUGAAUCCACCUGCCAACCCACCCACAGCCCACCAGCCAUGGGAACUAGACGGACGCCAGUUCUUUGCUUCCGUUUCCUGCACUACUAAAGGGCCAACAUUGCUAUGAAGAUUUCUCCAAUCCAUUUCUCCACCAGCACUGGUGUCUCUGGGAUCGAGAUGUAUGUCCUGGAUAUACUACUACUGUAAUGGAUCUAACUUACCCCCCUGUGUAAAAUGUAUAUUGUAGGGUCUGUGAAGCCUUUAUCUCUAGGCACCUUAUGUUUUAGAGCCCAAUAUAUGAAACUCCAGACCCAGUGUAAAAACCACUAAUUGUUUCACAAGAAAUCUGACUCUGGACACUCCCUGCUUCUUGACUUAGACAAGACCCAGCACUGCUAAGAGUAGCAGGGUUGCAUUUGGGGCUUUGGCACUGAUAUGCUCAGAGGAGCCCAUAUAUAGAUAUAUAAAUUUUUAUAUGAUCCUUAUGUGAGGAUUUAUACUUGAAGUUUUCUGAAUAUCCCAACAGAAAAAGAUCUGAAAUUUCUAACUCACCUGAACUCUGACAAAUGCCUUCAACUCACUAAAACUGGACUUCCUUUCCCAAGUGGGAAAGAUACUGGCAAGACUGGAGGAAAAGGCCUACCCUUCCCCCUGUACGGGUGAGUGCCCCUUCUGGGAGCAGCGCUGAUCUUUACAAGGGACAUACUAUCCCUGCCUAAGACUUAUGCUCUUUGCUUACACUGGACUGUGAGCUGAACCUAGCACCACACUCUACUUGGACAAGGGAGGAAUAGGUCUAGUCUGAUGUCGCUCUGUCUCAUCUUAAUGAAGGCUGUGCUUACUACUGAAGGACGAGGUGGUCACUGUCUAGAAGAUCAAGCAAAUGCUCUCUGUCUUUUGCUCCUAUGAGGCCACUGAAGACACAGAAAUAUAGGAGACCCUUGGAACUUCUGAAAAACUUCCACUGGGAAUGAGGUUGGACAUAUGUAUGUGAUAUCUGUUAUAGUCUAUGAAGUACAAAGUUAGUUUCAUGCUUGCCUUCUGAAAACAAUGUAUCCUCAUCCACUCAGACGUUCUGAUUGAGGAGGGGUAGGAGGAAAUGAACUUUGCUUCUACCCUCCUUUACAAAAAAAGAACAAAAGAGUGCAAACUCUGAUUUUCCAACACUGAAAAACUUGAGUUUUUAUUUCAUAGCUCUAAGGCAGUCACCAUUUAUCAAUACUAUGAUAAAAACGUAGGCUUAGCAGGAGAAUUCAAGAACCAAGCCUUUAACUCCAAUUGAGGGAGAGGAGAGAGAGGGGGAGCGAGAGCGAGAGAGAGAGAGAGAGAGCGAGCACGUGUGUGCAUGUGCGUGUGUGUCUACAAAAACUACAAGGCUAGAACUAGUUUACUUGAGAGAGCGUGCGUGCGUGCGUGUGUGUGUAUGUGUCUAUAAAAACUACAAGGCUGGAACUAGUUUACCUGAAACUUCAGCUGCUAUAAGCUUCCCCUUUAAAGCUGACAAGCAUGGUGAAAGGGGUGUGAGCCAGCCUCUUAAUGGAACUUGACUUUGCAAGGCAGUUGGGUUUUCCCAUUUGUCCCCACUUCUCAAUCUCCCAAGGAGAGGGGGUCUGGCAGAGACAAUUCUACCUCAAACAAGUCACACAUCAAAAGUACCAUGGACUCCCAUAAACCUCUGCAGGACUGAUGGACAAGGCAGAGACUGCAUAGCUCUGCUGAUAUUCUGAGUAAGGAUAAUAUCUGCCAAGGCAUUUUUUCUUAAAAAUAAAGUUGUAAGAAAUGAGUAUGGAUGGAGCCUGUUUACACUGAAUUUGGGGUGAAGCUAUUUCCCUCACCAUCUCUGUUUUCCCUGACGCUUCAGGAAUCUUCUCUUAGUUUAAUAGUUUAAUAUAGAAGAAACUGCCUUAGGAACAAAGGUUUCUAUAAUUUAGUUUCUCUUUUAACAAGAUGGUUCCAUGUCUGGAAACAGAAACCAAAUUUCUGUCUCAAAUUUUAUUUUAUCCUCUUGGCAAAAGCAAAAUUUUAAAUAACAGAAAAUGCUAAGUAGCAGAAGAGUAUUAAUGUACUUGAUAUCCAUAACUGAAAUGCUGUGAUCAUAUUUGUCAAUAAAAAGCACCUGUCUAUGAACUA